CUUAACCUCUUCGUCGUGGCACGCCGACGAUUCAGUCGCGUACGAAAUGUUAUGGAAAUGUUGUUCCGAGGCCAAAUAACGCUAACUCGAGUAAACUUUCGUCGAGUAUUAAUCUGUCUUACGUAACGAACAGCAUUAUAAUAUUAAUAAUAACGAUAAGAUUACUCCCAUUUAGUCACUUUGCGACGCGAAACAGCGCGUAACGAUGCCUCGGCUUGUGCUGGGAACGAGUGUAGACCACAAACAGACUAGACCGCUCGAACAUUAGUGCCCUGAGCUUGAAACAGGCGCACGGACGUACAGUGAAGUGUAUCUGUUUUUCAAACCUAUCGGUUCCGUUGUAUCUUUGCUACGCCAUAUCUGUUCCACGAUUUCGUCGCAUUGCGUGUCAGUCUACGAUUGAAAUAUGGGCGCUGCUUCAAACGCGACAUACUUAGGACUUGAUCUCAGCACGCAGCAGUUGAAAGCAGUUGUCGUCGAUAACAAUCUCGCUGUUCUCCAUGAAACCAGUGUACAGUUUGACAAUGAUCUACCAGAAUUUAGAACGUACGGAGGCGUCAUUCAGAAAAGAGCUGAGCCACACGUAGUGGUGGUUCCCACUUUGAUGUGGGUUAAGGCUCUGGACAUGAUUCUCGAUAAGUUGCGCGUGUGUGGCGUCGAUUUUAGCAAGGUGGCCGCUAUUUCCGGAUGCGCACAGCAACAUGGCACAGUUUACUGGGGCAAGGGCAGUCAAAAUCAAUUGCAACAAUUGGAUCCUGCGAAAUUUUUGCACGAACAGCUGGUCACCUCUUUCUCGGUGACAACAUCACCUGUGUGGAUGGAUUCCAGCACCACCAAAGAGUGUAACAUGUUAAAUGAGAUCGUCGAUGGCCCAGAAAAAUUGGCGGAGAUAACGGGAUCACGGGCGUACGAAAGGUUCUCAGGGCCUCAAAUAGCAAAAAUAGCACGCACCAGACCGGAAGCCUACAGCAACACUGAGAGAAUCUCUUUGAUUAGCAGUUUCCUGGCUUCCUUGUUUUUCGGCGAUUUCGCGCCGAUCGAUUGGUCCGAUGGCUCUGGAAUGAACUUGUUAAAUAUUCAUACGAAAGAUUGGGAUGACGUCCUAUUAGAGGCUUGCGGUCUUGGUCUACGAGAAAAACUCGGGAAACCAGUUUCCUCGUGCAGCGAUAUCGGUCCAAUUUCGUCCUAUUUCGUCGAAAGAUUUGGCUUCGACGAGGCAUGUCGUGUAAUUGCGUUCACGGGCGACAACUCAGGUUCUCUAAUAGGAAUGAGACUGAAAGAAGGAGAUAUCGCUUGCAGCUUGGGGACUAGUGAUACUCUGUUCUUAUGGUUGAACAAACCGAAAACUGCUUUAGAAGGACACAUAUUUUGCAAUCCUCUUGAUGAUAACGCUUACAUGGCUUUACUUUGCUUCAAAAAUGGAUCUUUGACUCGCGAAAGAAUACGCGACAGUGCGGCGCAGGGCUCUUGGCAAAUCUUCAACGAGCUACUGGAAAGUACGCCGCGGGGAAAUUUUGGAAAUUUAGGUUUAUACUUCGAUGCACAAGAGAUUUUGCCAUUUGUCAUUGGUGAUCAUCGAUUCAAUAAAGCGAACGAAGAGAUAUCGCGUUACAGUUCAAAGGAGGUGGAAGUAAGAGCCUUGAUCGAAGGGCAAUUCGUUGCAAAAAGAGCUCACGCUGAAGAUUUCGGUUUCGUCAUAGGGCCAAAUACACGUAUUAUCGCGACAGGAGGUGCAUCCACAAAUAAAUCUAUACUUCAAGUUCUUUCCGAUGUUUUUAAUUCACCAGUAUACGUAUCGGAAGUAGCUAAUUCGGCUAUGAUGGGUGCAGCCUAUCAAGCAAAACAUGGUUUAUUGCGAAAUGAAUCCAACUUUGAUGAGAUAACACGCUGCUUACCAGAACCGACACUUGUAUGCCGUCCUUAUAAUGAUGCAGAAACAAUAUACAAAUCAAUGGUUGCACGUUACCGAAAGAUCGUAGAGAAAAUUAAAAAUAAGACAAGUACAAAACAAACUAUAUAAAGGCUAUACGUGAAUAACACAAGAGCAUUUAAAAAAAGAGGCCUUCAUUAAUGCAUCAUAUUAGCUGAAAAUUUAAAAUAAUUGCUGCAUUUAGAGCAGUUUAAUAUUGAUGAUAUUUAUAGUUUUAUUCUGAAAAACUUUUAUACGAUGCUUUUUCUGCAAUUUUUAGAGGCUUGCUCUUAAAAUUCGAGUAAUGAAACUACUUCGAUUUUAAUAAAUGAAUCAAAGGUACUAGAAACAUCUUGAAUCUCCUAUGCAAACAGCAAUGCUUUUUUAAGAAAUUACUAAGAACCAUUAAAAUGGAAGUAAAAAUAC
This is a messenger RNA of Bombus impatiens (common eastern bumble bee), 2335 nucleotides long. Its product is annotated as xylulose kinase. Gene Ontology annotation, molecular function: D-xylulokinase activity. The transcript has 12 exons. The record is from RefSeq and is a predicted model, not a curated record. Gene Ontology annotation, cellular component: cytosol. Gene Ontology annotation, biological process: D-xylose metabolic process; xylulose metabolic process. NCBI's taxonomy places the organism in Eukaryota, Metazoa, Arthropoda, Insecta, Hymenoptera, Apidae. The coding region runs from base 407 to 2020 and encodes 537 amino acids.